CUUACACCACAAUCCCAUUGGAUGAUGUUAUGUACACGUUCGCCUUCAGUUGCCAAGUCGUACCUCGGACUUUAGGAAGCCGGCAAAUAUCAAACACGGCAUUGGUCUAAUUAACGAUAAACAAACAUAUAACUUCCGGCCAACCCGUUAGAGGGGACGCCUCUUUCUGUCUCAGUUCUUAUGGCUUUUCACUUCAGGAUACUUCGUAGAUUCUUCCAACCAGUAUCAGCCAGAGUUCAACCCAAUACCAUUAGAUUCACUCGUAACCUCCCCAAGACCCAAAUGGCUUCUAUUACGACUCCGCCGCCUGGCAAGUUCGAGUGGCUUGUCAUCGUGCCCGAUAAGCCCGGCACCCAGCAAAAGAGGCUCGAAGUGCGCAAUCAGCAUUUUGAAGGCCUCAAGCCCUUUAUUGAGUCUCAGCAGUUCAAGGCCGGAGGCGCUGUCCUAAACGACAAGCCCGAUAGCGAUGACCCCUCCAAGUUUGAUUGGUAUGGUAGCACAGCCGUCAUUGUCGCUGAGUCCAAGGACGAAGUGAAAAAGAUCCUCGAGAACGAUAUAUACACCAAAAGUGGAGUUUGGGACACAGAGAAUGCAUUAAUACUGGCGGCCAAAUAUGCAUUCAGAUUCCCAUAGUUAACUUCAAUGGCACGAUCUUCUGGUGGUGCAAGCUAGGUGUAUCCCGACACGGAUAUCACAUCUAAUGUAUUCAAUUCAUAUCAAUAACUUGAGUGCUCGUGGUUAUCCCAUAGUAAUGCCAAACCACAAUGGUUACAUUACCCCUCCCU
Molecule: messenger RNA, 785 nt
Organism: Hypoxylon trugodes
Lineage: Eukaryota; Fungi; Ascomycota; Sordariomycetes; Xylariales; Hypoxylaceae
Exons: 5
Coding region: 181-633 (150 amino acids)
Source: RefSeq, a predicted model, not a curated record